CUGCCCAGUUUUGACAGCUUCAGGCCGCCUGGAAUGGGAGGGAGCAGGAGGUAUCGCGAGAGUUGGCCCCAAGCCUUGUGGGAGCAGUAAUUAUGGCGAGCUUGGGGGUAGAGGCUGAGCAGGAGCCGCUCUUAGGCCACAGCAUACCCGGAAGCAGAGAAUGGGAUAUUAUAGAAACUGAGGAGCAUUAUAAGAGCCGAUGGAGAUCAAUUAGGAUUCUGUAUCUUACUAUGUUUCUUAGCAGUGUAGGAUUUUCUAUUGUGAUAAUGUCAAUAUGGCCAUAUCUCCAAAAGAUUGAUCACACUGCCGAUGCAAGUUUUUUGGGCUGGGUUAUUGCUUCUUUUAGCCUUGGCCAAAUGGUAGCUUCACCUAUAUUUGGUUUGUGGUCUAACUAUCGACCAAGAAAAGAGCCUCUUACUGUUUCCAUUUUCAUUUCGGUGGCAGCCAACUGCCUCUAUGCAUAUGUCCAGGUUCCAGCUUCUCAUAAUAAAUACUACAUGUUGGUUGCUCGUGGAUUGGUGGGAUUUGGAGCAGGAAAUGUAGCUGUUAUUAGAUCAUAUAUUGCUGGUGCUACCUCUCUUCAGGAAAGAACAAGUUCCAUGGCAAACACAAGUGCAUGUCAAGCAUUAGGUUUUAUUCUAGGUCCAGUUUUUCAGACUUGUUUCGCACUCAUUGGAGAAAAGGGUGUGACAUGGGAUACCAUUAAGCUGCAGAUAAACAUGUACACAGCACCAGUUUUACUUGGCGCCUUCCUGGGAAUUUUAAAUAUUAUUCUGAUUCUUACUGUAUUAAGAGAACAUCGUGUGGAUGACUCAGGACGACAGUGUAAAAAUAUUAAUUUUGAAGAAGCAAGUACAGAUGAAGUUCAGGUCCCCCAAGGAAAUAUUGAUCAAGUUGCUGUUGUGGCCACCAAUGUUCUGUUUUUUGUGAUUCUGUUUAUCUUUGCCCUUUUUGAAACCAUUGUUACUCCAUUAACAAUGGAUAUGUAUGCCUGGACCAGAGAACAAGCUGUGUUAUAUGAUGGCAUAAUACUUGCUGCUCUUGGAGUUGAGGCAGUUAUUAUUUUCAUGGGGAUAAAAUUACUUUCCAAAAAGGUUGGCGAGCGUGCUAUUCUGCUGGGAGGACUCAUUGUUGUAUGGGUUGGCUUCUUUAUCUUGUUACCUUGGGGACAUCAGUUUCCCAAAAUACAGUGGGAAGAUUUACAUAAUAAUUCAAUCCCUAAUACCACAUUUGGAGAAAUAAUUAUUACUCUUUGGAAGAUUCCAAGAGAAGAUCACAAUGAAGGACCAACUGGUUGCCCAGUUGAACAAGCCUGGUGCCUCUACACCCCCAUGAUCCAUCUGGCCCAGUUCCUCACAUCAGCUGUGCUAAUUGGAAUAGGCUAUCCAUCCUGCAAUGUUAUGUCAUAUACAUUAUAUUCAAAAAUUCUGGGGCCAAAACCUCAGGGUAUGUACAUGGGCUGGUUAACAGCGUCUGGAAGUGCAGCACGGAUCCUUGGACCUGUCUUCAUCAGCCAAGUGCAUUCUCCAUUUUGUGGCUUGUCUUGCCAAAAGGACCCAGGAAUCAAAUAAAGGGACUUAUACUAGCCAAAAAUGGGACAAUUAAAGCAUUGAGAAGAAUAAUAUCUGCAGCCAAUUUAAACACAUCGAAUGUGUGAAAAUCUGUGAGUUCAUAAUGAUAUUAAAAGUAAGAAACACACUGGUCACCUUUGGAGGUUGCCAGGGCUUUAACUCUUUACUCUAAAAACCAGGAAAUAAAGACUUAAGCUUCUCUUCUGCCUUUCCUGUAUCUAAACUUCAGGGUAAUAAAAUAUUGAUGAGGGAAAGUUAUUUCCUAUAGAAUAAUCCAAGCUAAUAAAUACAAGGGAAUAAUAGAAUUAGAAAAACCCCCAUCUAGCAUCCUUUAGUGAAAUAAUAUUAUAGAUAUGGGCACCAUUCAUCAGUGAAUGAUAAAACUAGUGAGGUGGAAGAUUAUUGAGGAACUUUCCAAAGGAUGGAUGAAGCCAACACCUGAACGCACUGAUCACUCUUAACAUCAUUAAAAGUGGGUAAGCGUUACGUGCCUCCUGAUUUGAUGCAGCAAGUACUCAGCACCACCUAUGAAAGUGUUCCUGCCAAAAAACAUUGAGUCAGAAUCUAAUCAAGCCUGUAGAUGUAAACUACCAGUUUAUAGGAAAUACGAAAGAUACAACUAAAAGCCACCUCUAGGAAGUAAUCAUCUAAGCCCAGAAGAUGAUAUAUUCUAUAGACAAAUGGUCCAGUUUCUUAAAAUUAAAAAAAAAAUGCCGUGGAAAAAAUAAAAGUUGAGAGAUCAGCAGUCAUAGAUGAAAAGAAACUUCAGAGAUAUAUAAAUCAAAUGCAUUAUAUAGAUCUUAUUUUGGAUCUUGUUUUAAGUCAAAUGUAAAAGGGUAUUUUUGAGGUAACUGGAGAAAUUUGAAACUGGACUCACCAUUAAAUAUUAAGGAAUUACUGUAAAUUCUGAGAUGUGUGUUAUUGGUUAUGCUUUUAAAAGCUCCUUAUCUGUUAAAGGUACUAAAGAGUUUAUGAUAGAAAUUAUAUGAUUUCUGGGAUUUGCCUCAAAAUACUCCAGUGGGGGAAGGAUAUCAGUAAGAGAGAUGUAACAGGAUUGGCAAAAUAUUUGUUGAAGUUGGGUGGGAGACACAUGGAGGUUCCUUAUCCUGGUAUAUCUGUACUUCUGUUUUUAAAUUUCCACAAUUAAUUUAACGUAAGUUAAUAACAUAAUCAGCUGUGUAUUUUAGAAUGAGCUGGCUGCAGUGUGAAGUAUGAAUUGGAAUGGAUGUGGAGGACAUUUAUCAUGUAUGUGACCACUCUUCACUUCCUGCAGACCCUUCUACAUUUGGAGAAUUUCUCACAUUGAGCCUCUCCUUUUAGAUAGAAGCCAAAAUGCAUUCGUUCUCUCUACCUUUGCAGCCAGGCCAUGAGCUUGUGUUUCUGGCUCUGCCAGUACACUCCUCCAAUGUGAAACUUCAUAAGGAACUGAGCAAAAGGAGGAAGUGAGCAAUAUAAGCAAAACUUACUUUAGUGAGGGAGCAAGGUCAGUGGCUAAAUUCUCGAGAAAGCCGUCAGAGCUCCCAGAACCUAGUCCCCUAGCUUCAUCAGCAUGGCUGUGGGAUCUGUGCUGAGCAGCGUUGUUAGGAUGUCUUCUUCUGGGGAAGCUCCUACAUUAUGAUUCAGCCAUUGUUUUUAGCUGCAAAGCCUGAAUCUCUUUCCCUCCUUGAGGGUCUGUGAGCUGAUAUCCUUUAAUAAAUAUAUUCUCUGUGUAAACUAACUAGGUUAGAUUUUGAUGUUUGCAAGUAAAAACCCUGACUCAUACAGGAGGCAAGAGUAGAUGUUUAGAGACGAGCAGGAGGCUAUUGCAGUAGUUCAGAUGAGUGAUGCUGGUGACUUGAAUUAGGGAACUGACAGUGGAAUUGGGAAUUUAAAGCAUGUAAAAUAUAUUUUAGAGGUAGACUUGGAUUAACUGGUGAUUAGAUGAGGUAAAAGAAGGUGUUAAGAAUGAGUUCCAGGAUUCUGACAUGAACAGCUAGUGAUGCAGAUGCCAUUUACUGGAAUAAAUACUGAGGAGAAACAGGAAGAGUGCAGUUGAACUAAUGUUGUCAUAGACAACAAAGGCAUGCCAGACAGAUAUGCCCAUAAAACAGAUAAAAACAGAAUGUAUUAUAAAAUGAGAUGAAAGAAAUUACGAAGUAAUGGAAAGAUUAAAAAAUAACAUCGUAAUUUGAAAAACUGAGAAAUGGGAAAAUUUCCCAAUGAACUAGAGAAGAUAAUAGGAAGGUAUGAAAAUAUUGCUGGCCGAGCUCAGGAAAGAAUACAAAACUUAAAAAAUAAUUUCAGACAUGAAGAACAAAUUAGAAGGAACACAAGAGUAAAUAAGAUGCCAUAGAUAACUUCUUAAGGGAAAUUAAAGAUGGAGGAAAAUUAAAAUAACAGAGAAAAAAAUGAUGUGGAGAAAGUGAUGGAUAUAAAAAUUAGGCACAGGUGAUUUAACAUACAUAUAGCAGAAGUCCUUGAAGAAGAAAACCAAAAGCAAUGAAACAGAACAAAUUCUAAAAACUUUAAUUCAAGAAAAAUCUGCUGAAAGAAAAUUUAAAUAUGCAUAUGAAAAGGAAAUUCAACGUGAAAGAAGGGAGGAAAGGAAAAUAAAAGCAAAGAAGUAUGGUUAGUAGAAAACAGAAUAAGAUGGGAAGUAAAUGCAAUAGAACUGUAAUGACAAACAGUGAAAAUAAAUCAGAAAUGAUAAUAAAUGUAAACAAAGUAGACUACAGAGCUUAUUACAUUGGAUUGAAAAAAUUCAGCUGUAUUGUAUAUAUAAGAGAAAUACCUGAAACAUAGAUACAUUAAGACUUAUUAAGGAGAUGAUAAAAAAAAUACACCUAAAUUCUGUCAAAGCAAAAUGUAUUUGAGUCUUUAGCUUUCAAAAUUAAGCUAGGACUUCCUUUAAUUAUUUCCAUUUUUAAGAGGAAAUUCUUUCUUCUAAUCAUAUUUUUAUCCCUAAGAGAAGGGUUUACAUAAUUUUCCUCCCCAAAGUUGGAUUACCUAUGUAUUAAAAUAAUUCUAAUAGAUAUUGCCAAAUUGCUUUAUCAUUUACACCGUAAUCAACACCACCUGAGAAAGCCCUGCUCAUUGUACCACUAUUAUUAUUUUUUACGAAUCUUUCAUAAAGGGAAAUGAUUUUUGUUUUAAUCUUGUAUUUCUCCGACUACAGAUGUGGUUGAGUAUAUUAUAUGGAUUUUGAUUCAUUAUAUGGAUUUUCUCCUUUGUGAAUUAUCUGUUCAUAUCUUUUGCCUAUUUUUUUAUUGGGUUGUCUUUUUCUUAUUAACUGUGCAACUUAUGUUACAAAUUAUUAUUUUUCUUCUCAUUGCCGUUGUUAACAACCUCCAAAACAAUGCUGAAUAAUUGUGACAUUGGGUAUUCCUGACUAUUUAAUGGAAUUGGCUCCAAUAUUUCUCUGAUUAUAAAAAUCAGCAGGAAGCAUUAACAGUC
This is a messenger RNA of Delphinapterus leucas (beluga whale), 5003 nucleotides long. It is a transcript of the gene MFSD8, whose product is annotated as major facilitator superfamily domain containing 8. Lineage: Eukaryota; Metazoa; Chordata; Mammalia; Artiodactyla; Monodontidae. Gene Ontology annotation, molecular function: transmembrane transporter activity. The record is from RefSeq and is a predicted model, not a curated record. Gene Ontology annotation, biological process: transmembrane transport. Gene Ontology annotation, cellular component: lysosomal membrane.